This is a messenger RNA of Notolabrus celidotus (New Zealand spotty), 4677 nucleotides long. It is a transcript of the gene lmln, whose product is annotated as leishmanolysin-like (metallopeptidase M8 family). Lineage: Eukaryota; Metazoa; Chordata; Actinopteri; Labriformes; Labridae. The record is from RefSeq and is a predicted model, not a curated record. Gene Ontology annotation, biological process: cell adhesion; proteolysis. Gene Ontology annotation, cellular component: cytoplasm; membrane. The transcript is spliced from 16 exons. Gene Ontology annotation, molecular function: metalloendopeptidase activity. The coding region runs from base 448 to 2448 and encodes 666 amino acids.
UAUAUUUAUUCAGACACAAUAACGGGAACAAAAACCCUCCACUUCUUUUAUCGCUGAGUGACUGCUCAUGUUAACAAACGAUCUUUGUAUUUCCAGUUACUGUUCCUUAAACUGUAAAUCGUCCUCGGUUUUACUGACUGAGUGGCUCAUCACUCUUACAGACGAUCUUCGGAGCGCCGGUUUCUCUCCAGCUGACUCCGAGCAACAAACCGGGACAAAUCGGGACCAGCUGUCAGGCAGAUCCCUCCCGUUUACCGGCCGGUGUUUUCUCCAUCACUGCUGUCAUCAUUUCCCGGAUUAACCAGGAUGUCAGACAUUCCCGCGGAACGAUAACAUGUCCUGAUUCACCCUCCGAGCGAUGAAUGAACCCAGUACCGAGCGGACCGGACCGGCGGAGGUUCUGUUGACUUCGGGCUGCGGAGCUCCGCUCGUCGGGCCGGGCAGAGGAUGGAGCCGAGGCUGAACGGGGAGGGCAAGCCGUCCGUGUCCUGGAUCCUUGGCCCUGCCCUCGUCCUCUCCGUCCUGGCUGUGUCGGUGAGCUGCCAUGGGGCGUGCAGACACCGAGUCCCCGGUCCCGACGAGGUGGUCCAUCAUGUUCACCUGAAGUCUGAGCGUCUGACCAAAAGAAGCUCACCUGAAAACCUCCAGCUGAAGAUCAAGAUCAUCUAUGACUACAGCGUGGACCUACUUCCUGCAGACAAGAGGAGACUUGUGAAGGAUAAGCUGUUUCCUCAGGCCAUAGAUUACCUGCAGAGAGCCUUCAGUGUGAGACGCAGAGUCGGACCAGUUCUACUCAGCAGACAAUGUGCAACCAACCAGUACCUGAGGAAGAGAGAUGACCCUCACCGCUAUUGCCAGGACGCCUGUGCAGACGUCACACGCUGCGGCCCUGUCAUUGUGCCACAGCACCACCUGCAGCAAUGUAAGGUGUGUAGUGAGUCAGGGAAGUCGUGUGGCCCCUCAGGACCUCCAGAUGGCCCUGGUGUGGAGGGUUCCGACUUUGUGCUCUACGUCAGUGGCAUCACUACGGAGCGCUGCGGACAGGAGAACAUUGUGGCCUACGCAGCGUACUGCCAGCUGGAGGCCGAGCUGGACAGACCUAUAGCGGGCUAUGCCAACCUGUGCCCCGCCAUGAUCUCGUCUCAGCCUCAGGAGUUUGAAGGGAUGCUCUCCACCGUCAAACACGAGAUCAUCCACGCUCUGGGGUUCUCAGCCGGUCUGUUUGCCUUUUAUCACGACGAUGAAGGAAAACCUCUGACGCCUCGUUUCACCAGCGGCCUGCCCGCCUUCAACGAGAGUCUGGGUCUGUAUCAGUGGAGUGAUGCAGUGAUCAGGAGGGUGAGCAGACUGUGGGACAUCAGAGGAGGAGUGAUGGUCCGACACCAGGUCCACGUCCUGGUCACUCCUCGAGUCGUGGAGGAGGCCAGGAGACACUUUAACUGCCCUAUCCUGGAGGGGAUGGAGCUGGAGAACCAGGGCGGGACGGGGACCGAGCUGAACCACUGGGAGAAGAGACUCCUGGAGAACGAGGCCAUGACGGGAUCGCACACUCAGAACCGCGUGUUCUCCCGGCUCACGCUCGCCAUCAUGGAGGACAGCGGCUGGUACCGAGCCAACUACAGCCUGGCUCAGAGGCUGGACUGGGGCCGCGGCCUCGGCUGUGACUUUGUCAUGAAGAGCUGCAAGUUCUGGAUGGACAGACAGAAGCAGAGGCGACAUCCUGUGACUCCGUUCUGCGACACGGUGCGAGCGUCACCUCUACAGCUCACCUGCAGACAGGACCAGCUGGCUGUGGCUGUCUGCAACCUGCAGAAGUAUCCUCAGGAUCUGCCGCUGGAGUACCAGUACUUUGACAGGAUCCCAGAUGUCUCCAAUGAUCAGCUGUCCCUCUUCGGUGGAGCAGUGGAGAUUGCUGAUUUCUGUCCGUUCAGUCAGGAGUUCAGUUGGCACCUAAGCGGAGAGUAUCAGAGGAACUCGUACUGCAGAGUGACCGAGAACCAGCCAGACUGGUGGAGGAACUACGGGGCUGAGCAGUACGGUCCGGACUCUGUGUGUUUGUACCAGAAGUCGGCCUUCGUCAUGGAGCAGUGCACGAGGAAGAUGACGUACCCGGACUGGGGCUCGGGCUGCUACAAGGUGCAGUGCUCGGCUCAGGGCCUGACGGUGUACGUUCAGGAUCGUUCGUUCGUCUGCGUGCGGCGAGGUCAGCUGCUGAGUGUGAGCGUGCGGAUCAACGACUGGGUCUAUAACGGCGUGCUGGUCUGCCCUGCCUGCACCGACUUCUGUGACGACUGUCCCCUCCCACACCAGAUCCCGCCCAUCAACGCCUCCAGGAGCAACCCCAUUGACCCGUGCUCUGGCUCUCCAGGUCUGGCCUUCACUCUGUGGCUCCUGCUGCUGAACCUGCUCCCUCUAGUGGCCGGACUGCUGCUCUGCGACUGCAGCUGAUAACUGAACACACACGCAUAGCUGGAGAUUUCACACACACACACACACACACACACACACACACACACACACACACACACACACACACACACACACACACACACACACACACUAUUUGUUCUUCGCUCAGCCUGAAGAUCAGGACGCCUCCUUUCUCUCCUCUCUCCUGACGUCUCAGUCGGGAUCUUCUCUCCAUCAUCCCUCCUCAGGACCUUUCUUUUUAUUUCAUUCUUCCAUGACUCUCUUUCCUCUCACUCUGUCGGGGAUCUCUGCUGAAGCUGCGCUCACUUCAGAUCAGCGAUAUCUAACGCACCUUUUCUUUGAGCGAAGACGGCCAACUCAAGUCAGCUGAUGGCUUUUACCCACAAUGCAACUCUCUCCUUCAGCCUGGGAUCACCUCGCUUCAUCAACACAGAGGUUUCCUUCCUGCUGCAGCGUCUUCAGAGAAUCUGUUUUUUAAACUGAUCACUAAUCCGACUUCAGGAGUACCAGACUGUGAGGAUCGCCCUCAGAUCAAAGACUUCUUCUUUGUCUCUCUGUGAAAUAACAUCAUCCCAGAAAGAAAGUCCAGAUAUCUGUCCCUGGUGCUCUCUGACGGGCAGAGGAGGAUUUUUAGUGACAGCUGUUCAAAUUGAAGACCUGGACGUCUUUUUAAAAUCUGCCCCCUGCAGUCCGGUGACACCUGGUGGCUGCAGGCUGUAACUGCUCCUGUUUUUAAUCUUGUACCCUGGAAACUUGUAAUGUAUAUAUUAACACCAUACUUUCCUAAGACGCAUCACCUGUUUUUAGAGGCAGAUGGGUGCGGGGCUCAACUCUGAGACAGGUGUGUUUGUUCUCCUUUCUUGACACCUUUAGUUUCCUUCAUGACGGACAUCAGCAUAUCUGUGGGGGUCAAAGGUCAGAGCUGAGGCGUCUGAGAUUAAUCUGCAGAGAUUAGAGCAGAUGAAUAUUUUAAACUCAGUCACAUGAUGAGGGACACGCAGGAGAGGAAAAUAAAGCCAUGAACACACCUGAUGCACAAGCUGUCAAUCAAAGGGAGGGUCACGUGAAGAAGAAGAAGAAGAAGAAGAAGAAGAAGCCAUAGUUUGAUGAAGAUGAUGCAUAACGUUUAUGUAAAGAAAGAAAAAGUUGCUCUCAUUAAUUUUAGUUUUUUUCCCCCUGCAGAGAUGUUAAACUUCGAGCAGGACGUCUCACUCCGUCGUAGAAUCUGAUGUUUAUUAAGAAAGUAGAAGGUUUGCUGGAUCACUCCAAUCCCUUUACACACUUCCCACAUUUUAGUUUUGUAUUCCUGACAUGUUUUAAGCGGUUCUUAACAUUUUAGCCAAGAACAUACUGAUUUUCAUUUUAGCAUCAGAGGUAUAAAAAUCUGAUCAAUGAGAUCAAAACUACAAGUUUUCUGUGUCAAAAUCACAGACAGUCGUCGUCAUCCUGCAGAAUCAUUUCGUCACCAGUUAAUGUUUUUAUAUUUUACUCGUAAAACCUUGAACCUCACCGUGCAUCUUGUUGAAACUGUAAGAAAGGAAAUGUCAGAGUUAAACAAAUGUUUAAAUAACUGUUUACAUUCAGACGCCAUGUUUGUUUGUUUUAAUUUUUUUAUUAUCUGAUGGAAAAUGAUUGACAGGCAGCUCCUCUGAUUGAUCUCAUGUUAUUUAUUUUCAGUUAACAUCCUGUUAGCAUCAGGAUACUUCAUCUCACAUUCAGUGACCACCAAACACCAAAGCUUUGUACAAGUUUGAUCCCUCACUUCUUCUUCUGAUGUGCUUUAGUGUAGCUCAUUAGCUCGUUAGCACGUUAGCUCAUGUUAGGUUGCAGCUUCAUGGUUAAGGGAACAGAAAAUCUGGCCUUAUCGAUGAAGGACUUUCUCUUUAUUAUUUAUUCAUACGUAUUCAUCACGUCUGAUCAUGUGACCAUGUGAUCACAUGACUGACAUGACUGACUCUGUUGAUGCACUGAGAGCUGUUAGUUCAGGCUGAUGAUUUAAAGGAACAUUUCACCUAAACUGACUCACCUUGGUCAUUUCCGUUGAUGUAAAUUUUUACUAUAACGACUGAAGGAGCUCUGAGGAGUUUGUUGAAAUGAAAUCUAAAGUUUUGUUUUGACAGAAUCUUGAAACUGUCCCUCGACGUCAGAAACACUUUGAUUUAUUGAAACGAUGUUUUUGGUUUUUAGAAAAAGGGCUGCUUUUUAAGAGACUUUUGUCUUUGGAAUAAAUGCUGUCUGAACCCCACA